AUGGCAGAGGCCAUUCAAAAGAAACUCAACGCUGAGUUGGAAAAAUACACUCAGAUGCAAAAAGAUGUGAGCAAGAGCAUGGCUGCCCGACAGAAGCUGGAAACGCAACUUGCAGAAAAUAAUAUCGUUAAAGAGGAGCUUGAUAUUCUAGACAGUGCAAACACGGUUUACAAAUUGAUUGGCCCAGUUUUGGUCAAACAAGACUUGGACGAGGCCAAAGCGACAGUGACCAAAAGAUUGGAAUACAUCAAUGGAGAGAUUCAGCGGUACGACACACUCCUCAAAGACUUGGAGAAGCAGUCCGACCAACACCGACAGAUUCUAUCCAGUUUACAACAGGAGUUUAAGAAAGCGCAAGGCCUCCCUGUGGGCAAAGUCUGA
This is a messenger RNA of Nerophis lumbriciformis (worm pipefish), 381 nucleotides long. NCBI's taxonomy places the organism in Eukaryota, Metazoa, Chordata, Actinopteri, Syngnathiformes, Syngnathidae. The record is from RefSeq and is a predicted model, not a curated record.